Molecule: messenger RNA, 648 nt
Organism: Opisthorchis viverrini
Lineage: Eukaryota; Metazoa; Platyhelminthes; Trematoda; Opisthorchiida; Opisthorchiidae
Exons: 4
Coding region: 1-648 (215 amino acids)
Source: RefSeq, a predicted model, not a curated record
AUGCCCACACCUAGACAGGAGGACGAUUUGGGUCCUCAACCAAAGCCUCUGGCUCGAAAGCCUGACCUUGCUGUCCGAUCGACUGCACACAGCGCUCUGAUCCGACUGGACAUUGUUGAGGCGUGCCGAAAUAUUGGUGGUUGGGAUAGUUUAUUGGUUGCUGAGCAGGUUGCUGUUGAUUAUUUCACCGAAGUGGGUCAUUCGCUUUUAGACGUUUCUUCACCGAACGAGGAGACAUUAUCAGUGCAUGGUUGGCCAGUUACUUCCUGCUCGACUGCGUGUAUUUAUAUAACUUUUGAAGAGUUUGGGCAACCUGGCAGUAUCCAGGCCCUCGUGCCUCCUUCGUGUGGCAUGGCAACUAGGCACCGUUCAGCUACAGCUGAACGAUUACCAGUGGCUGUUUCCCUCGUACGGGAGAUUUCAGCUGAGCAUAUGCAAACUACAACUGACUCCCUCUACAGCUUGGUACGUGUUGCACUUCAUCAGCACUGUUUUGGAUGCUUUCUUCAACCGCAUUUGCAUUCCAAGCCGAGUUGCAGACAUUGCCUCUCUGGAGACUCCUUCUCACCUGCAGAGAACAAAUCGACCGUCGCGGUAAACACAUCACAAACGAGAGAUUCAGCUGGGUUCCAGUUCCGAGGGGUUUAG